AUGGAUGGCCAAGAGCUGUGGGAGACGGAGAGUGAGGACUCAGCCAAGGGAGAUGCCGUCGGCGAAGUCGUUCUGUGCUGGAUUGGUGUCUAUGAGCUGACGGCAAUGAACCGGGCCUUUCCGGUGUGCAGUGUGUUUCGGGACGACUGGGAAGAUUGGGAGGCUUGGGAGCCUUGGGACUUUGAGGCCCCGGCGACCUUUGCUACGGCUUCUGCGCUGCUCGUUGCCCUUCCCUUCUUUUGUUUUGCUCGGGUUCUGAGCUUCGCAGGGUCGAGUGCGACACUUGCACCGAGGCCCAAGGCAAAAGGAAGAGUCUUGACAGUGAAAGCAGCACAUGCACGGACCGAGGAAAGGCAAAGGCAUUGCUGUAAGCAUCUCAGAUCUCAGGGCUUUUGUUUGCACGGGUCUGUGGACGGAUCCGGGCACUUGGCCUGCUGGUACUGUCCUUGCCGCUUCUCGGAGCCAGAGGCUCUGAACCAGCACGGGGAGGCGGAGCAUUCGGCGGCCAUCACUGCCUGGAUUCGCAAGCGGCGAAAGGCUAAGGCCGCCACACGGCGACAGGCGGCACAAGCGGCACAAGCGGCAGCUGGGCGCUCGGGGCGCUCGGGCGCAAGAGGCGCCGGCCACGCGAGCCACGCUUUUUCAUCGUCAUCGGCUGCGGCGCGCUGA
Molecule: messenger RNA, 669 nt
Organism: Effrenium voratum
Lineage: Eukaryota; Dinophyceae; Suessiales; Symbiodiniaceae
Source: the annotation of a GenBank genome assembly